Molecule: messenger RNA, 1634 nt
Organism: Oreochromis niloticus (Nile tilapia)
Lineage: Eukaryota; Metazoa; Chordata; Actinopteri; Cichliformes; Cichlidae
Gene: aspn
Product: asporin (LRR class 1)
Molecular function (GO): protein binding
Source: RefSeq, marked provisional
UCAAAGCUCCUGAUGAAAAGCACAUGACUAAACUCUUAACAAUGCCUUUUCAAACUUAGUCCCACAGGCCUGCAGAUGGUGUGAUCACUCAGAGAAUCAAGAGCUCUUUACUAAAACCGAACCUCUCACCCUUACCAGUGGAAAUUUUCCGUUGGUGGGGGUGUUCAGGGGACCACUUUUUUUCUCCCUUUUUUUUUCCCGGAGAGGAAGGGUGAUGCUGUUCUUCGUUCACUGGGAAUGUAUUGACUGAGGAUCCAACUCUCAGCCUUCCAGCUGGACCCUGCUGCUGCUCUGCUCACUGUGUGGGGUUUAAACCAGGACAUAAACACACCUGACAGCUGAGAGUUCUCCUUGGCUACUGUUUAACCACAACUCUAAUAAAACCAUGAGGAUCUUCCUCUUGCUUUGCCUGCUGGCGCUAGGCAAUGCCAAACCCUACCAACCAAUCAAUGUUAUGGACUACCUGAAAAACUAUGACACAAAAAUCCAUGAAAUCAUGAUGUCGGAUUCAAAUGAUGAUGACGAUGACGACGAGGUGGACGAUGAUGAUGACGAUGACGAUUACAAUGAUGAGGACUGUCCAGCUCAUUGUCAUUGCUCACCCAGAGUGGUGCAGUGCUCUGACCAGGGUCUGAUAUCCGUUCCUGAUAAGAUUCCAGAAGACACAGUGAUGAUUGAUCUCCAAAACAAUGAUAUCACUGAAAUCCAGCAGGAUGACUUUAAAGGCCUCAACAAGCUUUAUGGCCUGUUUCUGAUCAACAACAAGAUCUCUAGGAUUCAUCCAAAGGCCUUCAAAAACAUGGACAAUCUCAGACUGCUGUAUCUGUCCUACAACAUGCUGAAUGAGAUCCCUGCAAAUUUGCCUCCCAAUGUCAUUGAACUCCGCUUUCAUGAAAAUCAGAUCGACAGAAUUCAGAAGGAUGCAUUUAAGGGCUUGAGGAAACUUCAUGUGUUGGAGCUGGGGGCCAACCCUCUGACCAACAGUGGAAUUGAGAUAGGAGCUUUUAAUGGCCUGUCGACUCUGUAUAUCGGUAUAGCGGAAGCCAAACUAACUUCCAUACCAAAAGAUUUCCCAUCCUCCAUUACAGAACUGAGUCUGGACUACAACAAGAUCUCUAAGGUGGAAAUAGAAGACUUCAUCAGAUAUAAAAACUUGCAGAGGCUAGGACUAGCUUUUAACCAGAUCAAGUAUGUAGAAAAUGGCAGCCUUGCCAACACCCCGAAAAUCCGUGAGAUCUACCUGGACAACAACCGUAUGAGAAAGGUCCCACCUGGCCUUAGUUCCCUGCGCUACCUACAGGUAAUUUUCCUCCAUGGCAACAAAAUCAGCAGUGUGGGAAUCAACGACUUCUGCCCCAUCAGGGCCGACAGCAAGAAGAAUCCGUACACUGGCAUCAGUCUCUUUGCCAACCCUGUUAAAUACUGGGCCAUACAGCCGGCAACCUUUCGCUGCGUGACCGGACGGAGGGGUGUUCAGCUCGGAAACUUCAGAAAGUAGCGGGGAGGGAAAUGAUAGCUCAUAAAUGAAGAAGAAAUGCCUCUUGAUAAAAUAAGGACAUAGCUGGAAAUAAUUCUGAUAGGCUAAAAACAGAUUAAACUGUCCUAUUAAAGGGUUAACUGUUCAAAAAAAAAAA